Trematosphaeria pertusa is the source of this 735-nucleotide messenger RNA. RefSeq lists its product as uncharacterized. Lineage: Eukaryota; Fungi; Ascomycota; Dothideomycetes; Pleosporales; Trematosphaeriaceae. The record is from RefSeq and is a predicted model, not a curated record. Bases 100 to 339 code for a protein of 79 amino acids. The transcript has a single exon.
AGCGGAUGCGAACGCGAACAACUUCCAACAAUAAAUGCGUCAAAAGUCCCCACCUCCCCUGUUUCGUCCAUAAAGACCGCAACUUUUAACGACUUUCCUAUGGAGGAGCUUUGCAUUUCCUGCCAAGGAAGCAUGGGAUGGUUUCUGCUUCUCCGAGCUCUGUUUCGACCUGCAUUUUCAACCGGCGGCGGCUGUAUGUUUCUUCUCGGUGUUCAUGGUACCGGAAAGGAUGACUUUUGGAUUGGCGAUUCCCGUGGCGAAACGAAGGCUGCUCACGAUUUUCCUUUGGUGACGACGGUCGCCUCCUACAUGGGAAAUGAGAGAAGUAGUACAAGAUAGAUCUGCUUGGGUGUGCAUGGAGGCGGACUUCUUCGUUCUUCCGAGGCUCCUCAUCUCAACACAUCCCUCUCGGCGACGAGUUUCACACAAAAUUGGUUUUCAGUCUUUUAUUUCUCUGGGCCUAGACAUCAUGCAUGCAACUGGCGCUCUGAAACAAUUGUAUGCUUAUUUACUUCUUCGCAAAUACUUCUCUUGCUCUGUGUUUCAAGUUUCUCGCUAUGGCUUUUCGGGCAACCAGCAGCGGCGGGGUAAGAGGGUUGCGUGAGGGUUCGAGGACCCAGCGCCGCCUCUCGCUUUUGCCCGCGCAGCAAUGUAUCAGUAUCGAAUUUCGAAUCCAUCCCAUAUCGGUCAUAUGGAGCAAUCUUGCGCACUUCCUGGUCCCAAGAAUUGCCCUCC